Lymnaea stagnalis (great pond snail) is the source of this 13088-nucleotide messenger RNA. The record is from the annotation of a GenBank genome assembly. NCBI's taxonomy places the organism in Eukaryota, Metazoa, Mollusca, Gastropoda, Lymnaeidae.
GCAACCGGUCCCCAUUCCAAACACUGCAAGACUUGAGGUACGUUUAGACAUGCUGAAGUGCAGUGUGCGAGCGUGUCAACGGAAGGUGAGAAGGGUCUGCUGUCUCAUUGACAUCAUUAAAAGGCGGAUAAUGAGCAGGCAGUGUGAAUGGCUCUAGAUUCCCCAUUGACCAGUUAGUGGGAGGCGACUGUUGACUUAUUUGUAGGCCGAGCAGACGUGGACCAAAAUAGACACAGCUGUAAACGGAUUGACAUGAGGGUAUAUAUAUAUUCCACUGACAACAGUUGCGAUGUUUCAAUAUAACCAGAUAUAUUUACAGGUAAGUCGGGGAUAAUACCCCACAAGUCAGGAACACAUAAUGUGGAAUAAUGAAAAGCAUAAUUGAUUAAACUAAUAUUUAAUAAAUUUACAUGAAUCAGCUAAGGAACGGGAAAUGGACUUUAAUGUAAAAUUUCAGCACAUUAAAACAAAAGAUUUUUCAUCGUUGUUUCUCUUUAAACCUGGUCGAAACAAAUCAAGUAUGUUAUUCCCGUUUGGAACUAAAGCUCCAAAUUCGAUAUGAAUAGUGUUGAUUAAAUAGAGACUUUGAGCAUGUAUUCCUUUUAUUUCAGAACACAAUAACCUUCACAUUUGAAAAAAAAUAACCUGUAACAUUUUCAGAAAAACUAUCGUCAGACACGGACGCCUGUCCUGCUGACCUCUUGUACAUCCUGAUAAUAUACUUUCCCUAUUAAAUUGAUUAUUCUCUAGUUAUCCUGAUAAUUUCAUCUCUAACACUUGGGCUAUGAAAGACAGUUUCUCGGAGAAUGAAACAAACAUCUUUAAUUAAUUUGUUUUUGUAAUUUUAACAAUUUCCUUUUUUCUUGAUGUUCCAUGAAAUUUGAUGCAAGAAUUUAUUUUAGUCCUUAUGCAAAAGGGAUGUGUAAACAAUGAAUUAUGGCCAAAAACAUACAGCGAAUAAAACUACUCUGAGUACUAUUAUAAACAGAGAUAAUUUAAAACAUAUUUUCCGAAUACACGACCCAUGUUGUUAAUACGAAUAUAAUCCCUCAAUUGUCGCUGAUGUAUCCUACAUUUGAUUAUUUCCCGCCAGUGACAGCAAGACACACCAGGGUCUGGAAGCUUUCAAAGGCUGGUGCUGGGACGUUACACAAUGGAGGAUCGAACCAUCUUUACAAUUAUUACCGUGGCAAUAGUCUCUCAGUGCAUUCUCGCAAAUGUAGAGUAUUUGAGCGGAGACAAGCGUGGUGAGUUCUGUUCUUGCUAAUCUGCAGUACUUGUAUAGAGUGUGGUUCUUUCUAUCCAAUCUUUUGAGGAGUAUUUAAUUUUGUAUAGCGCAUAGUGAGAUAAGAUCUCGGUAGUGUUACCUAGUUGUUUAAAGCCUGGUGCGAUGAGAUAUUGGUAAUGUCCUCUACUUGUAUAGAGCUAAGUUCUAUAAGAGAUCUCGGUACCGUCCACACGCUGAUUGAGACCAAAGCAAGGUAAGUUCUUUCGAAGGCCGACAGCAAUAAAAUAAAGAACAAGAAUGAAGAUAGCUGUUUAGAGAUGGCGAUGAUUGUUACCUUCCUUGAGCAUGGACGACAUAUUGAAAUUUUCAAAUACAUUACACGAUAAGUAAAGGCAAACCUUUUUGGACAAUUCUAUUUUUGAACAUUCCUUUAAUGAAACGAGCCGCCUAAUUGCAAUAGGAAAUAGAAGUAGAAGAACAAGGAACACGGAAGCUCGAAAAAGAAAGACAUGACAAUGAAAGGAGAACGUUUCGGCUAAGAGCUUUUCUCGAAAGACAAGGCAAAUUGAAAAAUAACAAGAAAUAGAAAGUAGUUUUAGUUAAACUUAAUUAUCUCCGUUAAUGUUAUAACGGGAAGUUUUUUCCAACGUAAUUUAACUGAAAUGUAACCGAAAAUACUAGUAAUGAUGCUUAAGCUUUUUAGUAUAUGUUGAUAGUAGUUUCCUUUCAUUAAAAAAAAAAAUAUUCGAUAAGAAAUACUAGAACUUUCACGAAUUCAAUGCUAAAAGAAAAUUUGUUUAGCGAGGGUUAAAAAAUGUAUUAAAUAAUUUCGCGAGUUUCCAUUAUAACCCAUUGUUUUAUACAUAAACUUUAAUUGAUAGGUAUGUGGCUUUGAUACGUAUGUGGCUUUGAUACGUAUGUGGCUUUAAUUGUUAGGUAUGUGGCUUUGAUACGUAUGUGGCUUUAAUUGAUAGGUAAGUGGCUUUGAUACGUAUGUGGCUUUAAUUGAUAGGUAAGUGGCUUUCUUUCAGCGGCAUAUAUUAUAUAACCAGUUCAAUUUUUAAAACACCCUUGUAUGACCAUGUAACCCUAAAGCCUGUCUACUAUCCACAGAAUACAACGCCCUCUGUCCUAAUAGCACGAGAUACGCUGUCGUAUCUCUACCUCCACAGUUGUGCGACGCUCGUGGUUACAUCAUGUGCUGGGAGGGUGAGUAAACAAUCUCUUGUCUCCGACACCAUCAAAUAGGCAAGACAAAAAUUUUUUAAAAACUAUUUAUAGUUAUCAUACAAAGGUGUAAGGUGCCUCCGGCAUCCUCGAUAUAAAGACCAGAAAGUUCAGCCGGUGUACCGUGGUUAUCUUUGAAGGCACGCCUUCAUACAAUCUAUAAUCUGUUAUUUAAAGACGUCCAGUGGGCAUUUUCGGGGCCUUUCACCCACCCACCAAUUCUCCACCCAAUCCACUUGUUAUAUCCAUUAUAACCCAACCACCUAUUCCAAAAUGACCUUUCUCCCUAACCCUUAAAAUCUAAGGCAUACCAACCAACAUUUACAUCCUCACCCCCCCCCAUACUACCAUCCCCCCAAACCCCACAAACCUCCCCCACAUCUUCGCUCCUUCCAUCUCCAGCACUCCAUACACACACUGAUUCCCACAACUGCUACACCUCACAUCCUCUCCCCACCCUCUUCACCUUCCAAAAAUGUUCUCAAUGUUUUUAUCUUAUUGUUUUCCCAUAUAUAAAUAGUGGUCGGCACAUACAUAUUGGAGCACGCUAUGAAAUGAUCAUUUCCACCUUGCAUUUUGAAUAGAUUUAUUUCAUAUUUUCACACAAAUCGGCCAUUUUUUCAAUUGUGACCUUCGCGUGAUAAUCUCCGAGAAGCUGAUGUAGAUUAAGCAUGUUUUGAUCAACAUGAAAUCGGCAGAAUCUAACAUCGUGAAAGCCAAUGAACUUCGGAGUCAAAGUGACAAUGUACUUCGGAGUGAAAGUGACAAUGUACUUCGGAGUGAAAGUAACAAUGUACUUCGGAGUGAAAGUGACAAUGUACUUUGGAGUGAAAGUGACAAUGUACUUCGGAGUCAAAGUGACAUAGCACUUCAGAGUGAAAGUGACAAUGUACAUCGGAGUGAAAGUGACAAUGAACUUCGAAGUGAAAGUGACAAUGUACUUCGGAGUGAAAGUGACAAUGUACUUCGGAGUGAAAGUGACAAUGAACUUCGGAUUGAAAGUGACAAUGUACUUUGGAGUGAAAGUGACAAUGUACUUUGGAGUGAAAGUGACAAUGAACUUCGGAGUGAAAGUGACAAUAUACUUCGGAGUGAAAGUUACAAUGUACUUCGGAGUGAAAGUGACAAUGUACUUCGGAGUGAAAGUGACAAUGAACUUCGGAUUGAAAGUGACAAUGAACUUCGGAAUGAAAGUGACAAUGUAUUUCGGAGUAAAAGUGACAAUGUCCUUCGAAGUCAAAGUGACAAUGUACCUCGGAGUGAAAGUGACAAUGUACUUUGGAGUGAAAGUGACAAUGUACUUCGGAGUCAAAGUGACAUAGCACUUCGGAGUGAAAGUGACAAUGUACAUCGGAGUGAAAGUGACAAUGUACUUCGGAGUGAAAGUGACAAUGAACGUCGGAUUGAAAGUGACAAUGAACUUCGGAGUGAAAGUGACAAUGAACUUUGGAGUGAAAGUGACAAUGUACUUCUGAGUGAAAGUGACAAUGUACUUCGGAGUGAAAGUGACAAUGUACUUCGGAGUGAAAGUGACAAUGUACUUCGGAGUGAAAGUGACAAUGUACUUCAGAGUCAAAGUGACAUUGCACUUCGGAGUGAAAGUGACAAUGUACUUCGGAAUGAAAGUGACAAUGUACUUCGGAAUGAAAGUGACAAUGUACUUCGGAGUUAAAGUGACAAUGUACUUCGGAGUGAAAGUUACAAUGUACUUUGGAGUGAAAGUGACAAUGUACUUCGGAGUGAAAGUGACAAUGUACUUCGGAGUGAAAGUGACAAUGUACUUCGGAAUGAAAGUUACAAUGUACUCCGGAUUGAAAGUAACAAUGUACUUUGGAGUGAAAGUGACAAUAUACUUCGGAGCGAAAGUGACAAUGUACUUUGGAGUCAAAGUGACAAUGUACUUCAGAGUGAAAGUGACAAUGUACUUCGGAGUGAAAGUGACAAUGUACUUCGGAUUGAAAGUGACAAUGUACUUCGGAUUGAAAGUGACAAUGUACUUCGGAUUGAAAGUGACAAUGUACUUCGGAUUGAAAGUGACAAUGUACUUCGGAGUGAAAGUUACAAUGUACUUCGGAGUGAAAGUGACAAUGUACUUCGGAGUCAAAGUUACAAUGUACUUCGGAGUCAAAGUGACAAUGUACUUCGGAAUCAAAGUGACAAUGUGCUUCGGAGUCAAAGUGACAAUGUACUUCGGAGUGAAAGUGACAAUGUACUUUGGAGUCAAAGUGACAAUGUACUUCGGAGUCAAAGUGACAAUGACUUAUAUCCUCUCGAAUAUCCUCCGAGUUAUUAUUUUUAAAAUUUGUGCCUUUAAGGUUUUUAUUUCACUUAUUUAUAUCAUCUUGACACACUUGCUUCAUCCUUUGCGAAUGUUCAUCGGCACGGCCCCCCCCCCCCAUCCAAUGCUUCCACCAUUGUAUUUUGAAUAUCCUCCGAGUUAUUAUUUUUAAAAUUUGUGCCUUUAAGGUUUUUAUUUCACUUAUUUAUAUCAUCUUGACACACUUGCUUCAUCCUUUGCGAAUGUUCAUCGGCACGGCCCCCCCCCCCAUCCAAUGCUUCCACCAUUGUAUUUGUGUAGCCAGCUGUUGGUCACAAGUCAUCCUAUGGUCAUCCAACAUUGCCCACAUCCAACAUCAGCACCAGCACCUACGCAAUCACUACGUUGAAGGCAAUAGGGUUGGUCAUUUAUAAGACCGGAAAACGUCACAUCGCUUUACGUAAUGUUACUAUUUUUAGACAACGUUUUUCGUAAAAUACGGCUUUUAACAAAGUACUUACGCAUAUAUAGAGCAGUAACAAUUUAUUUUUAAAAUAAUUCCUAAAAUACAGUCGUAAACACCUUUGUGUCUAAAUUAAGACUCACUUUGCUGGCUCACGUGAACUUAGAAGUACCGAACAGAUGUUGAGAGAUUGGCCAAACGGAAUACCAGGAUGUUGUACUCAUAUCUUUACGUCAUUUAAAGAGCUUGGUCAGACUGUUUGUCUGGAUGUUCUUUUAAUAAAUUUUCCGCCAUUAAAUGACAAACCCUAUACGUUUUAUAAUUUUAAAAAAACAUCUUUUUCUAGAACAAUUUCAUCAGCAGUAUUCCGCAGUAGCAGUUCAUUGCAAAAUAGUGUAAAAAUCAACAAAAUAUGAUCUGUGCUUGCAUCAUUACAUCAAUAUUUUACGUGUCUGCUUUGUAGUCGUUCCAUAUUUUAAUUUUAUUCCGAUGACGUCAUAGACCAUGGUGUGCUUGCACCUGCUUUAGAUUUUAUACUUUUUAUUCACUGGGAGGUAUAGUUGACACUACUUUCCAUUCACUGGGAGGUAUAGUUGACACUACUUUCCAUUCACUGGGAGGUAUAGUUGACACUACUUUCCAUUCACUGGGAGGUAUAGUUGACACUACUUUCCAUUCACUUGGAGGUAUAGUUGACACUACUUUCCAUUCACUGGGAGGUAUAGUUGACACUACUUUCCAUUCACUGGGAGAUAUAGCUGACACUACUUUCCAUUCACUGGGAGGUAUAGUUGACACUACUUUCCAUUCACUGGGAGAUAUAGCAGACAUUAUUUUUGACAGUUUUGAUUAAAGAUGACAAAUAUUCAACACUCUGCUAUCUAUGCCAUCUAUGCCAUCUAUGCCAUCUAUGCCAACUAUGCCAUCUAUACCAUCUAUGCCAUCUAUGCCAUCUAUGCCAUCUAUGCCAUCUAUGCCAUCUAUGCCAUCUAUGCCAUCCAUGGCAGCUAUCUCAUCUAUGCCAUCUAUGCCAUUUGUGUCCUCGAAAAUGCAAUUCACCAAAUUUUUGCAUUAUCAUCAUCAUUAAUUCAGACCUUUUGGUUAUCUCAAGGUUCUUUAACCAGUCUUUUCUCUCAAUAUCCUUUCACCACUCAUUUCUCUCAAUUUGUUUUAACCAGUAAUUUCUCUCAAGGUUCUUUAACCAGUCAUUUCUCUCAAUGUCCUUUAACCAGUCAUUUCUCUCAAUGUCCUUUAACCAGUCAUUUCUCUCAAUGUUCUUUAACCAGUCUUUUCUCUCACGGUUCUUUAACCAGUCUUUUCUCUCAAUAUCCUUUCACCAUUCAUUCCUCUAAAUUUUCUGUCACCACUCAUUUCUCUCAAUUUUUUUUAACCAGUAAUUUCUCUCAAGGUUCUUUAACCAGUCAUUUCUCUCAAUGUCCUUUAACCAGUCAUUUCUCUCAAUUUCCUUUAACCAGUCAUUUCUCUCAAUGUUCUUUAACCAGUCUUUUCUCUCACGGUUCUUUAACCAGUCAUUUCUCUCAAUAUCCUUUCACCAUUCAUUCCUCUAAAUUUUCUGUCACCACUCAUUUCUCUCAAUUUUUUUUAACCAGUAAUUUCUCUCAAGGUUCUUUAACCAGUCAUUUCUCUCAAUGUCCUUUAACCAGUCAUUUCUCUCAAUGUCCUUUAACCAGUCAUUUCUCUCAAUGUCCUUUAACCAAUCAUUUCUCUCAAUGUUCUUUAUCCAGUACUUUCUCUCAAUGUCCUUUAUCCAGUACUUUCUCUCAAGGUUCUUUAACCAGUCAUUUCUGUUGUACACAGGUGUGGCUAAAGCCAUCAAUAGGUGUGGUAUUAACGAGAGGUUCAACAACGCCACAGGCUGGUGUGACGCUGCAAGCAAUGUUCCACUUCCAAGCGGCUGCGUCAACAAUCAAACAGCCAACCGUUACCCAGGUAACUAUGUAAUCAAAUAAGGACACUAACAAUCAAACAGCCAACCGUUACCCAGGUAACUAUGUAAUCAAAUAAGGACACUAACAAUCAAACAGCCAACCGUUACCCACUUAACUGUGUAAUCAAAUAAGGACACUAACAAUCAAACAGCCAACCGUUACCCAUGUAACUAUAUAAUCAAAUAAGGACACUAACAAUCAAACAGCCAACCGUUACCCAGGUAACUGUGUAAUCAAAUAAGGCCACUAACAAUCAAACAGCUAACCGUUAUCCAGGUAACUGUGUAAUCAAAUAAUGCCACUAACAAUCAAACAGCCAACCCUUACCAAGGUAACUGUGUAAUCAAAUUAGGCCACUAACAAUCAAACAGCCAACCCUUACCCAGGUAACUGUGUAAUCAAAUUAGGCCACUAACAAUCAAACAGCCAACCCUUACCAAGGUAACUGUGUAAUCAAAUUAGGCCAAUAACAAUCAAACAGCCAACCCUUACCCAGGUAACUGUGUAAUCAAAUUAGGCCACUAACAAUCAAACAGCUAACCGUUACCCAGGUAACUGUAACGACUUGUUCAGUUUUAUGUGACAUAAAGUGAUGAGCCGGAAUUAAAUAACUUCUAUCAAGUGAGGGUUCUGAUGUUUUGAUGGAAGUCACUCCCUUCUCACCAUGGUUCUUUUUUUUUUUGAUGGGUGGGGUAUAAGUCAAUCCCAUCACACUAGGGUACCUUUAUUUUAAGUUCUAGAAAUUUAACGAGACUAUUGCUCUUAAAGAGUAAAACAUAUAUUUACAAAUAACACCAUUUUUUCUAUUCUUAUGUCAUGACAUUUUAAUCAAUCAUCCGAAACAUAGUUCAUUGCUUUUCUGUAUAUUAUUAUUAUUAUUAUUAAAGCGGUCUUAUAUAGUGCAGUAUCUCAGCCUAGGGCUAGGCGCAUAGCGCUUCAAAUAAAAAUUAGCAGUUACGGAAAAUUAUAAUUUAAAAACAGCUUUGAAAAACUAUUGACCCCAUCCACACAAGUACUUUCUACCCCUGUCUAGCCAUGGACAGCACCCACACAAGUACUUUCUACCCCUGUCUAGCCAUGGAUGGCACCCACACAAGUACUUUCUACCCCUGUCUAGCCAUGGACGGCACCCACACAAGUACUUUCUACCCCUGUCUAGCCAUGGACGGCACCCACACAAGUACUUUCUACCCCUGUCUAGCCAUGGACGGCACCCAUACAAGUACUUUCUACCCCUGUCUAGCCAGGGGCGGCUCCCAGCAGCAUCGAGCGUUGUUCGUCAGAAUCGGGGGGGGGGGGGGUGAAAUGAGUCAGUAUUUUAGAGCUUGAAGGGAUGUGGCUUGAGGGCAGUUUUGAAGUCUUGGAUGGUCGGUAAAUUGCGGGUGUGUAAUGGGAGAGAAUACCAUUGUUAGGUGGGGGGGGGGGGGUGUGAAAUGAGUCAGUAUUUUAGAGCUUGAAGAGAUGUGGCUUGAGGGCAGUUUUGAAGUCUUGGAUGGUCGGUAAAUUGCGGAUGUGUAAUGGGAGAGAAUACCAUUGUUAGGGGGCACGGAAAGAGAACGAUCUUUCACCGUAUGUUUUAGUGCGUGUCUUAGGAACAGAAAGAACACGAGUGUCUACGGAGGAACGAAGCUUUCGAAGGGGUGAAUAGACAGAAAGAAGUUCAGUAAGAUAGGAAAAAAGGGGGGGGGGUGAAACCAGAGAUAAAGUUGUGACAGAGAACAGACAGCUUGUAAUCAAUGCCUGCCUGUAAAGGGAGCACAUGGAGUGAGUAAGGUAGUAGAGUGACGUGAUCACGUUUCUUUGCCUUCAGAACUAACUUAGCUGCUUAAUUUUGAACUUUUUGCAGUUUAAAAAAAAAUGUUUUGGUGAACCUGACAGAAGAGAGUUACAAUAGUCAAGACGAGAGAGGACAAGAGCACUGACUAGUGUUUUGGUUGCGUUAACUGUGAGGUAGUGGCGGAUGGAGCUGUUCUGACGGAUAGCGGUGUACGCAAAGCGAAAGAUGUGAGAAACAUGAUUAUUAAGAGACAUGUUAUCAUAAAGAAUGUAACCAAGAAUUCCUAGCAGAGGAUGUGAACUGUAUGUCGGAGCUACCUACUUGAAACGAAGUAGGGAGAGCUGAGUUAGAGGAUGAUUCAUGAUUGUAAAUGAGGAGUGCUUCCGUAUUGUCAUCGUUCAGCUUCACUAGCUGAAAAUCAUCCAUGACUUGACGUCACCAAUGCCCUCCUGCGUGGUGUGGAUUACGGGAUCGACAAGAGACGGAUGGGUGUGCUUUUAUAGUUGCGUGUCACCUGAGAAUGACUGGCUCUCGACAGCAUUCCCCAUGCAGGAGGAGAAGUGGCCUGGUAUUCAUUGUGAACAGGACCGGACCCAAAAGGGGCCUCUGAGGCACUGCGUACACCUAGUCAGCAAUACCGGAGAGACAGCCAUCAACAGCAACCGCCAGCAACCGCCAGCAACCAACAAACUGAACCGAAAAUUCCAAAGUAAUUUUCAAGGGUUUUGAAAGGGGUUUAAUGGUCACCAGUGUCCAAGGCCGCACUGAGAUCUAAGAGGAUCAGGAUGGAGACGUCACCUCUGUCCAAAGCAAGCAAGAGGUAACUCGCUAUCAAGAGAGCUGUCUCUGUGCUGUGAAAAGAUCUUAUAGGCCGACUGAUUAGGAAUGAGAAGAGAGUGGUCAUUCAAGUUUGCACAACUAUGAAACGAAUAUAAAGCUACAAUAAAUUCUAAAAUUGACUAAAAGAUAUGUUUGAACUUUUAAUUAAAAUGAAGCAAAAGAUUUUUUACUUCAAUUGACUUAUUUAUCAAUUUAUAAAUGUAUCCACUUGAUCAAGUGUAUCACAUCUUUUUUAGCGUCAGUUCACACGAUCAAAUUAGCUUCAAAUUUCGCUUCAAAUUAGUGUACGAACGUACUAUUUUGUGCGUGGUUUCUUGGUUUUUUUUGGACAAAGAUGGGAAUUUGAUCAAGUAGUAAUUUGCAAGGUGUGACAAGGCUUCAUACAAGAAUCGCAUCAAAUGCAUAAUCGAAAAUUCGCUCGUGUGAACUGACGCUAUAGGUAUUAUGCUUGGGCAUUUAGUGAUAUUAACUUACUUCUUUUACUCAACUUUUCUGUGUGCUUCGGGUGGGCGUAGUAAAGUGAUAACAUUAGUUAAAUGUCUGGUUUAAGGUAAAUCAAUACUUUCUUAAAUGAGGCUUAAUAUUUCUUUGCUAAACAACCACACUGCUCCCUUAGAUAGUUCCAGCGCCCCUCAACUCUCUUGAGAAUUUUACAGCCUCCCCCCCCCCCCCGCCUCCCCCCCCCCCCUUUAACCCGGACAGCUUGGUGCUGCCCAAUUUGAGAGUUACUGUUCUGAAUAAUUUGUUGCAAAUGUAUUUUUAGUUUCCUGUUUGGAGCAAGGAGCCACUUACGUGGCCAUGAAUUCCACCUGCAAGAAAUACACCCUUUGUAUGCCUGGAGGAUAUAACUACACAAUGACUUGCCCCCUGUAAGUUGAACUAAUCAAAGAUAGUCAAAUUUUGAGGAAAAGUGUUCAUAAAUAAAAGCUGAAGGGGGCGACCGUCAAUGUACGCCACUAAAAAGACAUACUUAUGGUUAAUAUGUUAUUAACUAUGCUUGAAUAAGCUCACCAUAGGUUCCGAUGCAAAUAAUGUCAAGUUCUAAAUGUGUGUUACACAACGUGCGUUUAUUAAGCCAACUUUUGUACUUUGAAUAUGAAGUCAGGGGUCUCUUGUUCUGAAUGCAACCUUAGACCCCCACCACACUUCCUCUGAGAAGACAGAGGUUAUAUAUAUGAGAGUAUAGAUUUGGUAAUCUUCUCCUGUUUAAAAGAAAACUCCCCCAACAAUAAGCUUAACCGUGAUUUUAAGCAAAAUAAAUACGGAUGUUUAGUACGUAAAGUAGAUUCACGUGAGAAAUGUGAAAAUACUAUAGAUAAUCCGUUAAAAAUGACGUGGACAAAAAUCAUCACAAACUUGUGCAAAGUAGAAACAAGUGGAAGCUAAAGGGAAGCUUUCAUAUCUAAAAAAAAUUAAUAUCUAUUAUCUCCUUAUAAGUAUCUUCUUCAUUUCAAUCUGAAAUGGUUAGAGUUUUGAUAAGCUCAAAUCUAAAAUAUUUAGUUCAUGCGAACAGCCGUCAUUUUUUAAGGAUAAUAUAUCUUAAAUAAAGUUUAGUCUGCAUGUCUGGAACAUUUUAGAUCAAAGCUUAUCAAAACACAUUUUUUCCUACAAACUUAGUGACAAAUUUUACUAUUACCCGUGAAAAAUGAUUUCGUAAACUCAGAAUGAUGAUAUGAGAAAAGAAUAAUAAUUUAUUCUCUAAAAAAAGAAAGAAAAAAAAGGAAUUCUUAUGGAGAUGAAAUAUUGCAGAUUUAAAACUAUUCUUAUAAUCUAUUGAAAAAUAAAGAAUACAAUUAUUUAUCCUCUAGCCUCCAAUCUUUUCAAGUGCAAAUCAUUAAUCAUUAAAUCUUUAAUCGAUUAUUAUUACUGUAUUAUGUUUUCGCUCGUUUCUUUGCCCAGACCAUCCUACUUCGUUCCUGCAAAAGAAAGGUGCAUCUACGCCUUUGCCCCUUUCCUUGAUGACAUCCCACCAGAGACCUUCGCCGAUUGUCAGGCUAAAGAUGCAUACACAGUGAGUUUGGCUUAGCUUUUAAUAUUAUGUCCACACAAAAAAAAACCAGUUGUCCACAUCGACAAGCAGACAAACAUGGCAGCACUGUCUUUCAGUUUCUAUCAGGGAAAUCGUGCAAUCGUUUUGAGGAUUCUCGGACAUGAAGCACGUGAAGGUGGCCACCGAACAUGAAACACGUAAAGGUGGCCACCGAACAUGAAACACGUAAAGGUGGCCACCGAACAUGAAACACGUAAAGGUGGCCACUGAAGAUGAAACACGUAAAGGUGGCCACUGAAGAUGAAACACGUAAAGGUGGCCACUGAACAUGAAACACGUAAAGGUGGCCACUGAACAUGAAACACGUAAAGGUGGCCACCGAACAUGAAACACGUAAAGCUGGCCAAGACAGUCCAGGGCAAUGGUCGCCUCCCCGUCGGUCCAGGUAACAUAUAAUGGCCACACCCAUGUUGCUUUUUUUUUUUGCUGGCAUCCGCCCUACAUGGGCUGUAGCGCCACUGAUGAUGAUGAUGAUGUUAACAUCUAAACAGAUGUAUAGGAACAUUUUUUUUUAGAAGGGGAGACACUUCAAAGGCUGUCUCUUGCUGGAAGGGGUGUUGGCACAAAACAGCUUUUAAAGCAUUGAAAGGAGUUGAAUAGAAUCUCCGACUCAUUAUAUCGAUACCUAGUAAAACAUAUAGAAAUCGUUUUCAAACAAUUUGUUUACAAAGCCAUGCAUUAAAAUCAAUAAGAUUUAGAGUCUGCUCUACACUUUCAUUUGAACAAAAUCCUUGAACACUCAAGGGACAAAUAUGUGACACUACAUGUGAAAAAUAUGUGUCAAACAUGCGACACUACAUGCGACACUAGAUGUGACACUAUAUGUGACACUACAUGUGACACUACAUGUGACACUACAUGUGACACUACAUGUGACACUAAAUGAGCACAUUUUCCUUACACUAUAAUUAAUCUUGCUAUUUGAUUUCUUCUUUCAGGCGGAGCAACUCAGGUCAGGAAGGCGGUAAAAUUGAUCCACCAACAUCAAUAGAAUGUUCUACAAAAUCAAUAUAAUGUUCUACCAACAUCAAUAAAAUAUUCUACCAAAUCAAUAUAAUGUUAUAAGAACACCAAGAGAAUGUUCUACCAACACCAAUAAAAUGUUUUACUAGCGAUAACAAUGAACCAAAUCAUCCACGUAACAGUUGCCAUAACAUUUGGAGACUUUCCUACAGAAUUCUGAAGAAAAAAGAAACUGGUAUACUUGACUUACGUUGAAUCUUGAACAUUUACACCUAUAACACAACUGUACAGUAACGAGCGCCUCCUUGAACAAAUAAAAUGUAUGCUUCAUGCC